AAUGUCACCAGUUUAAUAAUUUUGAUAAAAGUACCUAAAGCAUCAAAAACAAGAGUAAAUAGGUACACACUAAAGUAAUCAAUGGGUAAGUUUCUUUUUUUGUGGUGGCAACGGCAAUUAUCCUAAUGACGUUGAUUUUUAAUAUUUUGACAAAGACAAAUUGAGGUUAUAUUAAAUUUUUGUUUUGGGAAUUAUAGCAUAGUGUAAAUAAUGAACGAAAAUAAUGUUAAUAAGAAGAAAAAACCUACUAAAAUCGAGGAAAUGACCAAAGAGCAAAUACGCGAGGCAAUAAUAAAAAAACGAGAAUGUAAUGCUAGAGCUCAACAAAUUGUUGAAAGUUUACUCGAAAAAGAUAUCACACCAACUUAUUUCUUGCAAUGUUUACCAGAAAUAAACCAAUGUCAUUUCGAGGAUGUGGUAGAAGAGAGGUGCAUCACACAGCUUUGUGGAUAUCCUUUAUGUAAUAGGCCUUUACUUGAAAAGGAGAUUCCUAAACAGAAGUAUAAAAUAUCAAUAAAAACAAACAAAGUGUACGAUAUAACAGCCCGGAAAAGUUUUUGCAGCAACAGCUGUUUUAAAUCUGCAAUGCAUGUAAAGAAACAGAUGCUGACAAGUCCUUUGUGGUUUAGAGAAUAUGAAGAAAUGCCAAAAUUUCACCUUUUGCCUCUAGACACUGUAGGCAGUUUGGGCCUGGAAGUAGACCUUGGACAAGUCGAACGUGUAAAAGUGGAACCAGAGAGACAAACAUUUAUAUCAAUAAAUGAUUUCACUAAUGCCAGCCUGAAUGAAAUGGAUAACGAUGACGAACAAACUAAUUCUGACUUCCCCAUUAAGGACGGUGAACUAAGCCGCACAGACGCUUAUGCAAGUGAUAAUAAACUAAAAGUAAUUAGUAGUAAUGAUAGUGGCAAUAAAGUUAUUAUUGAAAAUAAAACCCUGGAUAAAAACAUGGAACAAAACAAAGAUGUAAUUAUCUCUGGCCAAAAACUUGAUGUAGCCGCAAAACCGAAACCACAAAAAGUAAAUCCUUUAAGUAUAGUUGGUGAAAUUGUUGAAAAGGCUGAAAAAAAAGUGGAUCCUAUAAUAGUAAAUCCACCAAGUGAAAUUAAAAAUACAUCAAUUAAAAAGCAACAACAAAGAAAGCAACCUUCAGUAACUAACCUAACAAUUGAUGUGGAAAAAUGUUUAUCUGAAUGGCUUACUGUGGACAGCAUGAUCUUUUUAUUUGGUGAGGAGAGAGUAAGAGAAAUGGUGGCAGACAAAGGAGAAUGUAUCAAAGAAUAUUUAAAUAAUUAUGCACAGAGUAUAUUCUACAAUUCAAACACCUAUGACCAAUAUCAAGCUUUAUGUCGAAAACUAAACAUGUUAGAGCUUGAAGACAGAAAAUAUGAUGCUCAAACACUACAACGAGAGACAAAACCUUUGCCUGAUUAUUCAAUAUUACAAGAAGAAAGUAAAAAAAUGCAGUUGAAAGUUAAAGCAUAUUUCUCCGGAGAAUUUGAGGUUCCUGUAUCCACUGAAAGCAUUCCAGAAAUUUCUCAAAUAAAUCCAACAGAUAAAGAGAGUGCAAUAACACAACUACCACUAGUUGAUAGGAAUGCACAGAAUGCAUUACGAAGAAAAAUCGUAUGUCAACAUAUUAACAAAGUACUUCCAGAUAUACUUCGUUCUCUAAACUUGUCAGCGCUGACCAUUAGUUCAGAUAUACGCUUACUUGUAAAUACAUUCAAGUUAAAAGCAAAUAACAUCACAUUCAAGCCUAUCCAGUGGAAUCUCAUUGCUAUAAUCUUUAUAAAGUUGCUAUCUCUUAAAGACCGUAGACUUAAUUACUUACUAGAGCAGCCAACUGCGUUUCAACAUAUGCAGUUAUUGUUACUUAGUUAUAAACAAGAUGGUGGUUAUUUGGACCGUUUGAUAUCAUGGUUAACAGAUGUUGAUAGACUUUUAGAUGUAAAUGACACACAACUUACUAUAGAAUAAAUUAAGUGUCAUCAUUACAAACAUGGUUUAUUUGAUAAAAAAUUAAAUACAUUAAAUUAUGAACUCAUACAUUA
Papilio xuthus (Asian swallowtail) is the source of this 2054-nucleotide messenger RNA. Its product is annotated as putative RNA polymerase II subunit B1 CTD phosphatase RPAP2. Gene Ontology annotation, cellular component: nucleus; cytoplasm. Gene Ontology annotation, molecular function: RNA polymerase II CTD heptapeptide repeat phosphatase activity; RNA polymerase core enzyme binding. The transcript has a single exon. Lineage: Eukaryota; Metazoa; Arthropoda; Insecta; Lepidoptera; Papilionidae. The coding region runs from base 211 to 1980 and encodes 589 amino acids. The record is from RefSeq and is a predicted model, not a curated record.